Molecule: messenger RNA, 1269 nt
Organism: Oreochromis aureus
Lineage: Eukaryota; Metazoa; Chordata; Actinopteri; Cichliformes; Cichlidae
Product: transmembrane protein 272-like
Exons: 5
Coding region: 126-608 (160 amino acids)
Source: RefSeq, a predicted model, not a curated record
ACAGCACAUUCAUGUAUGGCCACAACACAUCGAGACAUGUUGUGAACACGUUCCCAAGACUCGCCAAGACGUUCUUUUCUCGCCCUUAAAAGAAGACACACAGGUUUCAUUUCUAACUAGUCACGAUGCCAGAGAGCGAUAGACCUCAACACACCUGCAUACCUCGAAUAAUAAGGUGUGUCUCUGUCAUUUUCUUCAUCAUGUUUAUUGUUCAGGCGAUAGUUGGAUGCGUGUACAUUUAUGACUGUCCAAGGGCGCCCUCCAUUCCCCUCUUUAUGGCUAUUUGUGGAUUCAUACCUGUCUUCUGGGGACUGAGCCAUUGCAAGAGCAGGUGCAGUAUUCUCUGCAACUGUCUGUUCCUCAUCUUCUGUUUUGCCUGGUUUAUCUUCGGUAGUUUUCUCAUCUACUCCAAUUAUGAACUCGACUACGGCAUGAACACUACAGACACCAAUCGUUACUGCAACAAGACGCUCUACCUGUUUGGAUUUUGUUGCAUCACCCUGACCUACAUCCUCAUAGGUGUUCUUGUUUUCACAUUUUUUUUUGCUCGCUGCACCAACCAGAUGGAGGUUUACGAUGAUGAGGCUCGGCCACUGCUGUGGCGCUAAUCAUAUGAAUGUAUAUAUGUUUGUGUGUUCCCCACCUCCUCUGAGACAAGUGGACCAAUACUGAUGAAACAGAUUACAAUGGUGUCACAAUAAAAUAUAUCAUAUAAAAUAUAUCACACUGUAAUGAACAUAUUCUACUACUACUAAUAAUGAUAAUGACGCUGACUGAAAUACAAUCAUAAGCAAACAACAGACUGAAUAUUAUACUAAUAUUUUAAUGUGUGCUUUAUGUAUAUUCAGAACUUCAUACAUUUAAUGUUGGUUAAUACAGCAACAUGUAGUUUUAGAUCUUUUCUUAGAGAAAUCUUACAAUUAACAAUUCAUGUUUAAUCUUUUAUUAUCAUUUAUUAAACUCCAUGUACUUUGAAACUUUAUGAAUACAAACAAAGAUGUUUAUAAUGUAAAUCAUAUGUAGUUCAAUAAGGAGAGAUCAUUAUUACAUUCAUCUGGAAGAAGUGAACAUGAUUUAUUGAGACACAGAAUUCAGUUAAGACUCUGAUGACCCAUCAUAGCAGAAUAAAUGAUCAUGAUCUUUCCUGUUUAACAAACGUAUAUGAAAUGUGUGAUUUUGUUUAUUUGCCAAUAUCCAUGCUGUUUCUUUUUUGUUUAAUUGUAAACAAACUAAAUAAAUAAAUCAAAAGCUGCCUUUUUUAUUACCCUG